Molecule: messenger RNA, 597 nt
Organism: Hyaloscypha bicolor E
Lineage: Eukaryota; Fungi; Ascomycota; Leotiomycetes; Helotiales; Hyaloscyphaceae
Exons: 1
Coding region: 287-532 (81 amino acids)
Molecular function (GO): acyltransferase activity, transferring groups other than amino-acyl groups
Source: RefSeq, a predicted model, not a curated record
CUCUAUCUUCAUCACAUCAAACCCGGCGGGCAACCAGAGAUGACGCUAAAUGGGUAGUCGAUCUUUCAGCUCGUGUUCAAGCCGACCUGACGUCCAAAGGAAGCGCCCAAGUCUUCGAUCCGUUAGCACUCCAGUCUGUUGAAAGCUCCAUCCAGAAUGGGCGUUGUUUUAUUUUCGGAAUUCUGCAGCACGAUAGGCUCAUAAAUAUAGCCACCGGGUUGAUCGAUGAAUAUUCGAACAAUUACGCACUCAGUGGAGAAGAGAUGGAAGUGAUGCUUGGAAAGAAAUGGGUUCUACAUGCUAUGAUGAUCGAGCCCGACUCCCAGGGAACUGGCUUGGGAAAAAUCUUCUUGAGGAGGUGCUCGAGAAGAUGGGCCAGGAGAGUGAAGGGGUUAUGCUACUGGAUUGCUUUGCGGGCAACAAGAAGCUGAGAGCAUUCUAUGAAAGCGUGGGAUUUGUGCUAUUGCGAGAGGUGCCAGAGGAAGAUUACCUGGUUGCUGUCUUCACUUACAAGUUGAGACAAAAAAACUGAGCCGAAGCCUCUUGGUUGAUCCAACCACAAUAUCGGAUGAAAAGAACGUAACUUUCGUUCCAAAU